UGAUUUCUCACUUUCAGUUCCCAUUUUUGCCUGCUGAAGUCGACGUUGCGUGUUUCUCUGUGAAGCAAUAGGAAAAACAUAACUUUUAUCACAAGCUGUAAAAGUCAAGACUCUGAUGCUGCCUUGUUUACAUGAUGGAUGGCUUUGUCAUUACGUCUGCAUCAGAGGAAACUAUUCCAAAUGAGCCGGAGACAUAUCGGCCACCUGUUGACCUGUACCCCUACCUGAGUGGUGUGGGGGAGAUUUACGAAGACCACAGAUGGCCCUUCCACUCUGAUCGGGUCCAGCCAGCGGACUUUGAGGGUUCCCCUGUAAAUCACCUGACGGAGCUGCAGGCGGUGUCUCCUCAGCAGCUCAUUCAACCUUUCCCCCUCAGCAGCGAGUCUUUGCACCUUCACCUUGAGCCCCCACUGGCUCCGCUCACCCUGUCAUCACAAAUCCCAUAUUACACCCCAUCCCUGUGCUACCAGUAUCCGCCCUUGGCCUCACCUCGACGUUACUACACGGAGGAGGAUCAGAGAGCCGUCAGUCCUCCGCUACAAGUGUCAGAGGGGGAGGAUGAGUAUGAAGACUACAACUGUUCCUUCAGGAAAGACCCAGGCAAUAAGAAGAAAAUCCGCCUGUAUCAGUUCCUCCUGGAUCUGCUUAGAAAGGGUGACAUGAGUGACAGCAUCUGGUGGGUGGACCAGGACAAGGGCAUCUUCCAGUUCUCCACCAAACACAAAGAGGCUCUGGCGACCCACUGGGGGGUUCAGAAAGGAAACCGCAAAAAAAUGACCUACCAAAAAAUGGCCAGAGCCUUGAGGAACUAUGGCAAAACAGGAGAGAUUAAAAAAGUAAAAAAGAAGCUAACCUACCAGUUCAGCGAAGAAGUGCUCAAGAACCUCUAUUUACGUCACUAUCAUCACUGAGAAAACAAAGGUUGUCUGUUAUAAUGCUCAGAUCACUAAAUUUCCCAACAUGCUGUUUUACUUGUAGAUUUGCAUAUUUUAUUUGUCUUUCUGACAUUGUUUUUAUUUAUUUGUAAUGCCGCAGUAUGUCUUUCCUUUUGGCAUUUGUUAACAUCCAUGAACACAAUUUUAUUUUCCUCCCAAAGUGUGUUUUUGUAUAAAAAUCUGACAUUAAAAAAAAAAACCAGAGAUAAUGUAGUUGUCUAAAUAUGUGUAAAUAAAUAUGUUGUGUGCUCAUGACAUACUGAAAUAACUUAAACACCGAAUAGACAAAUCCAAAACAUGUUAAUGUGCAUGUUUGAGUGGAUGUGGCUCGAAAAGUUUUGAUUGUUCAAACUUGGCAACAAAAUACUGUUUUAUUUGUGGUAUAAAAGGAAAAAGUAACAAAGGACAUAUUUUAAUGCAUUGCCUUGCUAAAGGAUUCAUACAACUUGAAGUCUUUCACUCUUCUCAUGUUGCACAAAAAACUCCAAUGUAUCAUUUGGGAAUUUAAUGGCUAGAACUGCAUAAAGUAGCACAUUAUUGUGAAGGAAAAGAAUGCUUUCAAUUUUUUUAAAUAAAUAUCUAAAAGGUG
This is a messenger RNA of Girardinichthys multiradiatus, 1524 nucleotides long. RefSeq names its product Spi-1 proto-oncogene a (gene spi1a). Gene Ontology annotation, biological process: cell differentiation; regulation of transcription by RNA polymerase II. Gene Ontology annotation, cellular component: nucleus. The record is from RefSeq and is a predicted model, not a curated record. NCBI's taxonomy places the organism in Eukaryota, Metazoa, Chordata, Actinopteri, Cyprinodontiformes, Goodeidae. Bases 132 to 911 code for a protein of 259 amino acids. The transcript has 5 exons. Gene Ontology annotation, molecular function: sequence-specific DNA binding; DNA-binding transcription factor activity, RNA polymerase II-specific.